Messenger RNA from Beauveria bassiana ARSEF 2860, 1227 nucleotides. Its product is annotated as aldose 1-epimerase. Gene Ontology annotation, biological process: glucose metabolic process; beta-D-galactose catabolic process via UDP-galactose, Leloir pathway. Gene Ontology annotation, molecular function: carbohydrate binding; aldose 1-epimerase activity. The transcript has 2 exons. Bases 1 to 1227 code for a protein of 408 amino acids. Lineage: Eukaryota; Fungi; Ascomycota; Sordariomycetes; Hypocreales; Cordycipitaceae. The record is from RefSeq and is a predicted model, not a curated record.
AUGAAAUUCGUCUCCCAGCUCGCAGCCCUCGCAGCCACCGCCACACUUCCCUGCCUCGCCUCGACCUCUACCAGCUCCAAGUCGACAUCCCCUGGCCCAGACAAGGACGGCAAGUAUUGGAUCGAGGGCGACGGCUUGCGCGCCGCCUUCGUCCCCUACGGCGCCUCCGUGUCCAACGUGCUGCUAAGAGACAAACGCGGCGUCGAGCGCGACAUUGUCACCGGCUGGGACAAUGCCACCUACUACGACGAGGAUAAGCUGCACCCGCACUUUGGCGGCGUCCCCGGCCGCUACGCCAACCGCGUCAAGAACAGCACCUUCACGAUCGACGGGACCACCUACCGUAUCAAGGCGAACGAGAACCCGACCAAGGACCACCCGGACGGCGUCGACACGCUGCACGGCGGGCCCGACGGUUGGGACUGGCGCAACUUUACCGUCGUCUCCCACACGAGCAACAGUGUCACGUUUAUGAUUCUUGACCCGGACGGCAAAGAGGGCUUCCCUGGCGAGGUCAUCUCGUACAUUACCUACACGCUGCAGGGCAUGGACUGGCACAUUAAAAUGAUUGCGCUGUCGACGACCAAGAAGACGCCCAUCAUGCUUAGCAGCCACACGUACUGGAACCUCGACGGCUUUGCGAAUAAUGAGACCAACACCGCGCUUAACCACACGCUACACCUGCCGUACAGCGGCCAGCGCGUCGGCGUGGACAAUAUUCUCAUCCCCACUGGCGAAUUUUGGUCCAACAAGAAAGGUUCCGUCAACGACUUUUGGAGCCAGCCUAGACAGGUUGGCCACGCCAUGGGCGAAGAGGACCUUGUCGACAACUGCGGUUUCAACUGCACCGGCUACGACAACUGCUUCCUUGUUAACCGCGACCAUCUCGGUUCAUACGACUGGCGCACCGAGGGACCCGUCGCGCGCCUCGCCUCGUCGUGGUCCGGCAUCGAGAUUGACGUCUACACCGACCAGCACGCCUUUCAGGUCUACAGCUGCAACGGAAUGGACGGUAGCAUCGUUCUCAAGAAGACGCAGGGCCUCGAGGAUCACAAGGACUUUCCCCGUACUAUUCCGAAGUACGGCUGCGUCGUCUUGGAGGUUCAGGACUACAUUGACGGCAUCAACAACCCCGAGUGGAUGCGCGGCAACCGCCAGAUAUUUGGACCUGGCGAUGAUCCGUACGUGCUCCAGGCGACGUACAAGUUCAAAGUAAACAAGGACUAG